AUGGUAGUAGAAGAAUUAAAGCGAGUAUCGUCAGAGCGUGAUGACUUUAAGACCAAGCUGGAAUCCGCCGAGAAGUCAGCGAAGGAGGCAUGGGAUGAAGUUUCCAAGUUAAAAGACGGAAAGAAUGCGACCGGAGACUCGCAGACGAAGGAUAAUGAACAGCGACAAGGAAAGGCUGCGCUGAAUCCCCCACCUAUUACUUUACCCAAGGACGAGACUUCAGAAAAUACUCAAAAGUCACCAACGCCUUCAAUGACAUCCAUAGCAACUUCUAUACCUGGCCUUUCCAUAUUUUCUCCAAAGACAAAACCAAUUACCUCGCCGCCACCAGCCGAGGAGGCUGAAGAAUUCUUUUCUUUUGACAACGAGAUCCCACGGCUAGAGUCAGAACUUAAGGCACGGGAUAAUGAGAUCACUGGUCUAAAGUCUCAAAUAGAGACUCUGAUGAAUGAUCUCGCAGUGGCUCGUGAAUCAACCGAGGGUAUGGUUCACAGCUUGGAGUCUGCUACACGCGAGCUGAGUGGACUGCGCGAGAACAAGGAACGUCAAGAAGCUCAGUUUGCCAGCCAGGAAUCAUCCCUCAAGGAUCAAGUUAAAUCUCUCAAGUCAAAACUGGAGACAGCUUCCUCGGAACUUGACAAGUCUAGCGCUGAAAUGGAUGGCCUAAGGUCCCAGAUAAAAGAGAAAGAAGGAGAAAUCAACCAGAUAAAAGCGGACAGGCGCACUCAAGAGCAGAAUAAAGCGGAUGAAAAUGGCAAGCGAUUGGAAAUACUACAAGGGGUUGUAACGAAUUUGAAGAUGCAACUAAAAGAUGCCGAAGAUACCGUGUCAUCAUUAAAAGCGGAGCUAUCUGCUAAGGAGGAGGAAACAAGGUCGCUCAGUGCUGUUGUUGACUUUAUAGACAGCGGCCUCGAGGACAAUACCACAUGGAAAUCUGUCAGGUGUCGAAUUUCCCAAGGGGAACCUGCUAAUUUCACAGAGGUGAAAGAGAGCAUCGUAGCUAUGGAUUCUACGAAACCCACAAUUGACGCCAGCGCCCCGCCUGCUACUACUGCAACGGCAGGAUCAAAGAAGAAGAAUAAGAAGAAGAAAAAAGUGACCAGGCAGGAGCCGGAGGAAGCUGCAGAAGCAUCAAACAGCAACACUCUACCACCAAGCUCUGAUGUGAUUGGAGACCUGGAACUCAAAGUUCAAAAGCUCGAGGUAGAUAUUGCGGAGAAGGAUGCUGCAAUUGAUCGCCUCUACUCAAAGCUUAGAGGAGAGGAGAACCUGCGAGAGGAGAUCGAAACUCUGCAGGAUGAAGUAGUAAGCCUUGGGCAGGACCAUGUUGAGGCUAAGGAUAAGGUUAAGGAACUGCUCGCCGAUAAAUCUGCCCUUGAGCAGCGCGUUACCGAUUCUGAGAAAGAAUUAACCGCCCUCCGCUUAAGCUCUACGCAGUCUUCCGAAGCUGAGAAAGCUCAUAAGGACUUAUCGGUGGAAUUCGAGGACCUGAAAUCGAAAGCACUGACCCUGGAGACGGACCUGAACGCUGCCCAACAGCUCGCGGCAACUAGGUUUAAGGAUCUUACCGAUCUCAGAGAGUCCUUGCAAAAGAUACAACCUGAACUACGCUCUCUACGAGCAGAGUCGGCAGAGCUCAAGACAGUGAAAGAGGAACUAAAAGUAAAGACGUCACAGGUAUCAGAUCUGGAGCAGAAGCAUGAGGAUCUACGAUUGGAAUGGAAGAAACUGCAAUCCUCGAUUGAAGAGAAGGAUUCAGAAGUGAAAACACUUCGUCAGAAGAUCAGCCAGGAGACUAACGGUAGACUAAAGGCAGAGCAAGCUCUAGAGGUAGGGCAAGCCGAUCUGCGCUAUUCCGAGGGGAAAAAGCAAGAAGCAAUUGAGGCAAACGAGAAAACUCUACGAGAACUUUCAAAAACCGAGGAUGAGCUUCAAGCAUCGCAAUCAAAGCUCCGUGAGGUUGAAGGGCAGGUAUCUCAGCUCACCAGGGACAUUGAACGGUUACGGGACGACAUCAAGCUCAAGACUGCCCAGUAUUCCAGUGCUCAGAGCUUGAUGAGCAGCAUGCGGGAUCAGGCAUCAGAAAUGGCGAUGCAGGUAAAAGAGACAACCGAAAGAUGCGAGAGCCUAGAAGAAGAGGUUGCCGAUGCGCAUCGCCUUUUAUCCGAACGCUCACGUGAAGGGGAAACGAUGAGACGGCUGUUAUCUGACAUCGAGAUCAAAGCAGACAUCAAAGUUCGAGAGUACAAAGAGAGACUUGAAGGAGUAAUCGAAGAACGGGACCGAGCGGAGGAUGAAGCGAACUCGGCCAACCGAAGAAGAGCUAGAGAAAUAGAGGAGCUAAAGACAAAAGCACGGGAUGCCGAGAAAGCGCUGAGAAGAGUCGAGGAAGACAAAGACGAGGUAGAGCAUGCACAAAGGGAAUGGAAACGACGGCGAGGUGAGUUGGAAUCCCAGCUUGAGCGCUCGAGCCAGGAGCUUGUCGAGGUUAAGGAAGCCAUGUCACAUCUACGAGAUGCGCUUGAUGAGAGCGAGCGACAAGUCAAGGACCUAGAAAAGGAAAAGACAGCCCUUCGGCGAUCCAUCGAGGAAACCAACCAGCGCCUCGAGAAACUCAAGCGAACAAACAAAUCUUUGGCUAGCGACCUAAAGGCUUCACAGUUGCCAAACAAGCGCGGACUUGACUCGGGUAACAGGUCGCCACGCUCCUCUCUUGAAUCUGCCAGGCAGCGUGGCGUUACCUCUCCGCCUCCAGGAACCAACAGUAGUAGAAACGGUUCAAUCUCACGCAACCAGACGCCGAGCCUCAUUGGUGCCAAUUCGAUUGACUACGUUUAUCUCAAGAACGUCCUACUACAGUUCUUAGAGCAGAAAGACAGGAAUCACCAGAAGCAACUGAUCCCCGUUCUAGGGAUGUUGCUCCAUUUUGACCCCUAUACGGUCAACACGAUAUCUACCGAACCUCGGGUUCGCCCGUCAAAGGGCGUGAAUACAGCAACUACCAUGUCCGGCCAACCGACCACAAGACUGGCAACAGAGGAUGAUGUCCCUAUGAUCCUCCAGUUCAUCAACGAGCUGGCUGAGUACGAAAAGGCGCAGCACGAGGUCCAGGCUACUCUCUCUUCUCUGAAGGAGACCCUUUCGUUCGCAGACUCGCCCAAGCGAGGCUCUGUAUAUACGUUCCUCAUCACCCCGCCAGCAACAGCAGCGGGCGGCAGUCCCAAGCCCGUAGGGAUGGCCCUCUUUUUCUACAACUACUCGACCUGGAGGUCAGCACCAGGCGUCUACCUGGAGGACCUAUACGUCCAGCCGGCCUAUCGAGGCAAGGGAUACGGCUUCAAGUUACUGCGAACGCUGGCAGAAGAGGUCAUUCGGAUCGGAGGGAAAAGACUUGAGUGGUCCGUUUUAAAGUGGAAUGAGCCCAGCAUCAAGUUCUACAAGUCCAUUGGAGCAGCACCGAAGGAGGAGUGGCUGGGGAUGUGUGUCUCGGGGGAUGCAUUGAGCAAACUGGCUGGUCAAGGUCAAUAG
This is a messenger RNA of Microsporum canis CBS 113480, 3528 nucleotides long. RefSeq names its product viral A-type inclusion protein repeat protein. Bases 1 to 3528 code for a protein of 1175 amino acids. Lineage: Eukaryota; Fungi; Ascomycota; Eurotiomycetes; Onygenales; Arthrodermataceae. Gene Ontology annotation, biological process: protein acetylation. The record is from RefSeq and is a predicted model, not a curated record. Gene Ontology annotation, molecular function: N-acetyltransferase activity. The transcript is spliced from 4 exons.